Molecule: messenger RNA, 1518 nt
Organism: Adineta steineri
Lineage: Eukaryota; Metazoa; Rotifera; Eurotatoria; Adinetida; Adinetidae
Source: the annotation of a GenBank genome assembly
AUGAUACGAUUGAGAAAGGUUUCUCUGGUGAACGACGUCCGUAAAAAUCGUACUCCACUUUUUUAUUGGUCUAUUAGUGCUGGUUUUAUUACAACUGUAUCGUUUAUUACUUUUGGUUAUUUUCUUUAUUCUUAUCGUAUAAAACAAAGAACUAAAGAAGGUAUUCAAAAAGGUCAAGUAGAUCGUAUUAUUCAUCCUCAAGGUUUAAAUAGUCAAGAAAUACAAAAAGGAAUUGCUUUACUUGAAAAACAACAACUUCACGAUCAAAUUCAACUUGAUAAUUACGAACGAUAUAAAAGAUUACGUGAUAAACGACGUGAACAAGAAGUUUCUAAUGAUCAUGUUAAUCAUAUUGUUCAAUCGAUUUUAAAUAAACGACAACGAAAUGUACUUGAACAACAACAAACAUUUAUACGAAGAAAUACAGAUGAAAAUAAUAAAAGAAAUAAUUCUCUUAUUGACAAAUUUACAAUAAAAAAACCAACAAAUUCAUCAAAAGAGAAUGUUAUUAGUAAUCCAAUAAUACCAAAAAAGAAAACUAUAGUUGAGAUUAAUAAUGAUGAUGACGAUGAUGAUUUUGUCUCAAUAAAAAAACCUCCCAAAAUUAUUAAACCAUCAAAAAUAGAUUCUAAUAUUAUAAAAACAGAUUCUAAUAUCAUAAAAACUGAUCCAAUUAAAGAAUGUCUUGAAUCAAUUAUUUUACAAAUUGAAAAUAAUGAAGCAACAUGUCCUAUUUGUAAUCAAGUUUUAUCAUAUUUAACUACUAUUGAUCAACGUCAACAACAUGUCAAUCGAUGUUUAGAAGAAUCUCAAAUUAAUAAUAUUGAAACAAAGCAUCAAAAAUCAUUAUUAUCUUAUACAAAAUUUUCAUCUACUAUUCGAAAACCAAUAUCAUCAACAGUAUCAUUAAAUUUUAAAUGUCAAAUUUGUGGAAUGUCAUUCAAUGUUAAACGCACUUAUUUAUCUCACCUUAAAAAAUGUUCAAAUCAAAAUAGUAUUCAACUAAAACAUGUUGUUAAUUUUGCGGCUAAAACAACAACAAUAACAACUAAUGAACCUCAACCUAUCACAACAGUAAAGAAAAAGACAGUAACAAAUAUUAAAAAUCGAAUUAUUAAAAUGGAAGUACCUAUAACUGAAGAUGAUGAACAACAACAACUAGCAAUUGCACUUUCAGCGUCGAUUAAAACAGCUACAGAACCUCCCAAUGCUUUCGAUAUUCUUCAAGCAGCAUCAAAAAAAAUUAAAACAAUAGAUUUAUUAACAACACCACUUUGGAAUGUCUCAAUUGAUGAAAAAUUAAAACUAUGCUCAACACGUGUAUCUAAUAUUUGUGAACGUCUGAUUACUAUUGAUUCUUCAGCAAAUUCAUAUAAAUUUCCUCCUAGUUCAUUAUUAUUUAUAUCCCAAACUAAUUUCGGUCAUGUCAAUUGGUGGAAUAUAACAACAACAGAUCCUCAAGAUGAUGAAAUUCCAAUGACGCAACUAGCUCGAUUACUUGAAGAUAACGAAUCCUGA